Messenger RNA from Papilio polytes (common Mormon), 2995 nucleotides. RefSeq names its product membrane alanyl aminopeptidase-like (gene Apn4). The transcript is spliced from 16 exons. Gene Ontology annotation, cellular component: cytoplasm. The record is from RefSeq and is a predicted model, not a curated record. NCBI's taxonomy places the organism in Eukaryota, Metazoa, Arthropoda, Insecta, Lepidoptera, Papilionidae. Bases 105 to 2954 code for a protein of 949 amino acids. Gene Ontology annotation, molecular function: peptide binding; metalloaminopeptidase activity; zinc ion binding. Gene Ontology annotation, biological process: peptide catabolic process; proteolysis.
GUCUCAAAUACGGCUAUAGGUAAAUAGAUAAAAUUCGAUAAUUAGUAAGAUACAACAUAAAAAUUAUGCCAUUCUAGUCGGUCACUUGCGUCUCCGUGGCCGUCAUGGAUCUCAAAAUGAUGGUGCCGUUAGUUUUAUUUUUAGUAGCAUUUGUAAGCGCAGAUCCUUUGGAGUUUAGAUCGAAUUUCGAAUAUCUAGAAUACAAUACAAAUGUUGCGGAACCAAAAUACAGACUUUUAGAUAUCGUUCAACCGUCAGAUAUCUUUGUAGAUCUAGAUGUUUAUUUGUCUGAAUCCAGAUUUAAUGGUUUGGUGCAACUCGUUGUUGAUGUGCGACAAAACCUCACACAAAUUGUCUUACAUCAAAACGUAGUAUCGAUUCAAGGAGUCAAUGUUAUUGACGCGACCAGCCGACCAGUUCCACUGAACUCUACCAGUCCAUUUGAAAUUGAUUCUUAUUUCGAGAUCUUAAAGAUUAAUUUUGAAAGAGUUGUCGCACCUGGACGCUAUACUAUUACCGUCAGUUACUUGGGUCGCAUCAAUGAAAAUCCCAUAGACCGUGGUUUUUACAAAGGUUACUACUACUAUGGAACCCAGAAAAGGGAAUACGCUACUACUCAGUUCCAACCUUUCCACGCGAGAAAAGCUUUCCCCUGUUUCGAUGAGCCCCAAUUCAAAUCAAGAUUCGUUAUAUCUAUCACAAGAGAUAGAAGUCUCAGACCAUCCUUCUCUAACAUGGAUAUCAAUGAAACUCAAAUAAUUUCAGCUAAUCGGGUACGCGAAACAUUCCUUCCGACCCCAAUAGUCUCUGCAUACCUCGUGGCAUUCCACGUCAGUGACUUCGUGGCGACAAACUUGACUGGCACUCUCAGCAAGCCUUUCCAGAUCAUUUCUAGAGAAGGCCCUAUUAACCAGCACGCAUAUGCUGCUGACAUUGGCUUGAGAAUUACCGAUAAACUGGAUGAAUACUUUGACAUUGGAUAUUAUACUAUGGGUCAAGGUCAGCCAAUGAAAAAUGAUCACAUUGCUUUGCCCGACUUCCCUUCAGGUGCUAUGGAAAAUUGGGGAAUGGUAAACUACAGGGAAGCCUACUUAUUGUAUGAUCCUCUUCACACUAAUUUGAACAACAAAAUCUUCAUUGCAACAAUCAUGGCUCACGAGCUCGCCCACAAAUGGUACGGUAACUUGGUGACUUGCUUCUGGUGGAGUAACUUGUGGCUCAAUGAAUCUUUCGCCAGUUUCUUUGAAUACUUCGGCGCUCACUAUGCGGAUGCAUCUCUAGAAUUAGACGACCAAUUCGUCGUAGACUAUGUACACAGCGCAUUAAAUUGGGACGCUGGCGCAGGCGCAACUCCCAUGAACUGGACCGGAGUGGUGACCAACCCGUCCGUAUCCUCCCACUUCAGUACUACGAGUUACGCUAAAGGUGCAUCCGUAUUGAAGACUCUCGAGCAUUUCGUUGGUUUUAACACCUUCAGAAACGCUCUUAGAAUUUACUUGAGAAAUAAUGCUUAUGGCAUUGGUUAUCCCGAAGAUAUGUACGCUGCAUUCAGAACAGCAGUGUCUCAAGACCCGACAUUCGCAAGAGACUUCCCCAAUAUCGAUAUCGGCCGAGUGUUCGAAAGUUGGGUCCAGAACCCAGGCUCCCCUGUCGUCAAUGUCUACGUUAACAUGACUAGCGGUGAAGUUACACUGACUCAGCAACGCUUCCAACUGAGCGGCACGCCGAAUCUAACCAUCUGGCAAAUACCUAUCUCUUGGACACAUAGCGCUGAGAUGAACUUUGAGAACACGAGACCCAGAUUAGUCAUGACCACGGAGUCCACCACCAUCCGCAAAGACCCCGGACAUCACUGGGUCAUAUUAAACAUAGCCCAAUCUGGUCUUUAUCGUGUCAAUUAUGAUGACCAUAAUUGGGAAAUGAUCGCUUCUCAUUUGCGUAGAAACAGAACUAGUAUUCACAAGUUGAACAGAGCACAGAUUGUGAAUGACGUGUUAUACUUCGUCCGUGCUGGCGUUAUCAACGUAAACCGUGCUUUCGACGUCCUGUCGUUCCUGAAGGAUGAGACUGACUACUACGUGUGGGCAGGCGCCCUCUCACAGCUUGACUGGAUGAGAGCUAGACUGGAACAUCUGCCUGUUGCUUUCGAAGAGUUCAGUGCCUAUUUAAUGGAGCUCAUGGAAUCUGCUAUCAGUCAUUUGGGUUAUGAAGAGCGUACUACAGACUCCACUUCUACGAUCCUUAACCGCAUGCAAAUUCUCAACUACGCCUGCAACAUGGGACACGAAGGUUGCGUUGCCGACAGUCUUGCUAAGUGGCGUGCAUUCAGACAAAAUGAAAACAACCUGGUUCCAGUAAACGCACGUCGCUACGUAUACUGCACCGGGCUGCGUCACGGCAACAGCAGCGACUACGAUUUCCUCUUCAGGAAAUACAACGAGAGCGAAAACACGGCUGAUAUGGUCGUCAUGCUGCGUACCCUCGCCUGCACUAGGGACAGGGUUUCUCUGGAACACUAUUUUCAGCAAUCUAUGUACAACGACAAGAUACGCAUCCACGACCGUACUAAUGCAUUCCAGUACGCGCUACAAGGCAACCGCGAGAACUUCCAGAUUGUGCUCAACUUCCUUUACAACUACUUCAAUGAUAUCCGCACCACUUAUGGUGGUCCUGCGAGACUCGAUAUCUGCAUAAAUGCGCUGCCAGGAUUUAUGAGGGAGUUCCAACAUAUCUCACAGUUCCAAUCUUGGGUAUACAGAAACCAGAUCGCACUAGGUUCUUCAUUCUCUGCUGCUGUGAAUGUCGUGUCUACUAGUAUAUCCAACUUGGAAUGGGGUAACAACGCGGCUGUCCAGUUGCUUACUGCAGUGAGAAAUGUCAGGAGCUCUGCGGGUUCUGUGACUGUCUCUAUUGUCAUGCUGAUGGUGGCUUUGGCUGUUAAUUUCUUUAAAUAAUUUAGUACGUAUGUGAUUAAAAUUAAGUACUAAUUGUAUAU